Molecule: messenger RNA, 765 nt
Organism: Fusarium sp. VM40
Lineage: Eukaryota; Fungi; Ascomycota; Sordariomycetes; Hypocreales; Nectriaceae
Source: the annotation of a GenBank genome assembly
AUGCCUGGUCGUCUUGAAGGAAAGAUCGCUCUCGUCUCGGGCUCUACUCAGGGUUUCGGCCGUGGCAUUCUCGAGACUUUUAUCCGCGAGGGUGCCCUUGUCCUGGGCAUGGAUCUUCAAGCCCAGGAUGGUCCUGUUGACGGCUACACCGAGAAACGGGCCUACCAGAUUAAAGCCAACGUUGCCGAUGAGGCCAGCUGGGUCAAGGCUCUUGAAACUUCGAUCGCCCGCUUCGGCCACGGUCCCUCCAUUGUGGUCCACAACGCCGGUUGGUCUUACCCCAACAAGUCCGGUGUGGAGGUCACCAUCGACGAGUUCAACCGUCUCUUUGACGUCAACGUCAAGAGCGUCUACCUUGCCUCCAAGAUCCUCAUCCCCGAGAUGAAGAAGAACGGCCCUGGCUCCACCGUCGUUAUCUCGAGCGAGAACGCCAUCCGGCCUGGUGCUACUCAGACAUGGUACAACGCCACCAAAGCUGGCGUUUCUUCAGCUACAAAGUCCAUGGCCCUUGAGUAUGCCAAGGACCAGCUCCGCUUCAACACCAUCUGCCCUACCUCAGGCAACACCCCUCUGCUCAACAAGUUUGCCGGUAUUGCCGACGGCCCUGUGCCUGAGGACAUCAUCAAGGCUAAAUGUGCCGCCAUCCCCAUCGGCCGCCUUGUCGAGCCUUCAGAUGUCGCCAAUGUUGCCCUUUUCUUGGCUGAGCCUGCCAGUUCCAUCAUCAGUGGGAUUGAGAUUCUUGUCGAUGGCGCCCGCUGUGUGUAG